AUGGCCAAGCGUCAGACCAUGCAGUGGGACGCCAACGUCCACGAGGACAUCCUCAUCUGCAUGUUCCAGCACCUGAAGCUGAGCAACGAGGAUUGGACCAGUGUCAUGGCCGAGUUGCAGAAGCUGGGGUACACAUUUACUGAAAGUGCUCUUCGCCAGCACGUCCAAAAGCUUCGCAAGAACCGCGACACCAACGCCACCAACGCCCUCACUGCCAUCCAGUCUGCCGGCGCCGGCUCGGCCACGACCACCCCUCGCAAGAAAGCCACUACCACUCCCCGCAAGCGCAAGAACGCCAAGAACACCCCUGCCGAUGAUGACGACGUCGAGGACGAAAAGAUGAAGCUCAAGCAGGAGAACGACGACGAAGGAGGUGAUGAACUCGUCUCUCCUUCGCCCAUGAAGCGCGCCAAGAGAACCCCCAAGUAA
Fusarium falciforme is the source of this 429-nucleotide messenger RNA. RefSeq lists its product as hypothetical. The transcript is spliced from 2 exons. The record is from RefSeq and is a predicted model, not a curated record. The coding region runs from base 1 to 429 and encodes 142 amino acids. Lineage: Eukaryota; Fungi; Ascomycota; Sordariomycetes; Hypocreales; Nectriaceae.